Molecule: messenger RNA, 2433 nt
Organism: Manduca sexta (tobacco hornworm)
Lineage: Eukaryota; Metazoa; Arthropoda; Insecta; Lepidoptera; Sphingidae
Product: UPF0692 protein CG33108
Exons: 2
Coding region: 372-1190 (272 amino acids)
Source: RefSeq, a predicted model, not a curated record
CACUCCCGAGAUAUUUUUUUAAUUCACUGUAAGGUUGCUUAGGGUUUUAAAAAUAAUGUAAUCUAUGUACAAUAAUUUAAAAAGGGAUAUAAAUUUUUUUCGAACAAGAAAUUCCAGAACGGAUUUCGUCAGAAUUUUGACAAUGAAAUGUCAUUUGUGAAUAAUUGUCAAAUGUCAAUCCUUAUCACAGUUUUUUAGAAAUAAUCCAAAUUUAUUCUUUUUUUUAAUUUAUUUUGUACCGUAUUAUUUAAACGAAUAAAUUAUUAUGUUCCACUUAAUUCUUAAGUAUAACCACAAAGAUUGAAGUAGUAAAAUUCAUUAGCAUAGUGUUCAGACUCAUUAUAUAAGUUCGUUUUGUUUUGAUUAUUAUAAUGUGUACAAUUCCACCUGCUCCACCUCCGCCUCCGCCACCAAAAAUAACAUCAAAUAUAAAUGCAAAUAUCGAGACUCAGAAACCAAACGAUGCACCAACGAUAACCUUUGAUCCAGACAGUUGUGUUUGGGCUUCUGAACACCUAGAAUUAAGGGAAGCUUGUAUCAAAAACAGUAUCGGUAUCCACAAGGCGCCAUUUAAGUUCAAAUACAAAUAUAUUCAGUCGAUAAUACAAGUAGGCCCAACUUGUGGUCUUGUAGCCAUGUCAAUGCUAGUCAAUGGACAAAUUCCUCCUUCUGAGAUGUUGAAUAUUUCCAAACAAGAAGGCUACACUUGCAACGGGGAAAUGUUUAGUUGCAAAAACAUGGUAAAAUUGGCAGAAAAAGUCUUUAACUUAGUGAAUGUAGGUGAUGUUAGUUAUACAUUGGAAUAUGGAGGUUUAUUUAGCUCAAGAAUAAUUGAAAAACUACUUAAUGGUGCUAUUUUAUUAGUUCCCUAUGAUGCAGACUGCAAUCAUUCACCGUGCCUACGCAAUGGACAUACAGCACACUGGGCUCUCAUAUGUGGAGUUAUCAUUGUUGAUGACCUAGGAGACACUUAUGAGUCAGACCCAAAAAAUGUUUACGUUCUCUGUAAACACGGAAAGUCAAAAUACCUUACUGUAUGGAACUUAGCUGAUCUUGAAAAAAGUAAUAAGAAUUUGAUGGAGUUUUCACCAAAAAAGGGGACUGAUGGCUUGACAUAUAUCCUGCCUGUAGGUGGUAUAGGUGGGGACGACGGUCUUCGGAACCAAUUCCUGAUAUUUGAAGGGUUGUGAUAGGUACUCUAGUAUUUUCUUUAGAGGUAAUUUUUAAUAAGGUGUGUUGAAUCAUUUGUAAUUAAAAAAAAUGAUUGUUACUACGCCACAUCAUAUUAGUUAAUGGCAAUAUCGAAUUUCUUACCAUUGAAAUGUCCUUUCUUUCAAUAGUAUAUCAGACAUAAUAACACAAAAUCAGAAUUUGAUGGUUGAAAAAAGAAUUCUAGUUAAAAUUUAAAAAAAAAAAUUCUAUUUGCCUUUCAGCCAUCAAUAUGUACAUGUCAUGGAAAUGAAGUUAACAAAGUAUUAUAGAUAAUCUAUUGACCGAUUUCAAUAAACAACCCCAAUCUUAAUCUUCAGUCCAUACCUAGCAUUAUUAACCCAACAAAAAUAUAAAUAAAAAUAGUUAGUUAAUUAUACUAUUUUCUUGUUUCUUUUGGAUUGUUUUAUAUUUUAUUUUGUAAUAAGUGAAAGAAAGUGUUUCUUUUUUAAUAAAAAAUGUAUUAUUACAUAAGAAUCAGUUCUAUAGGUAUUUAUCAAACAACUGAGUAUAUGUAUGAACAUAUACUCAAUUGUUUUUGCAAUGUAUAUUGUUUCUUGACUUGCUUAUUGUAAUACCGUUUUUCUAAUGUAUUUUAUAUUGCCCCAUAACCACAGGAUAAGUUUGACUCAAUUGUACAAAAAUUAAUGAGCACAAUAUUACAUUGACAAUGGAACAUCCUUGUUAGUAUUCUGUAGACAUCAUUACAUAAUUUAUUUUUGUCAAUUUUAAGUAUUAUCGUUAAUUGUGUUACAGAGUGUGAAAUCAAGUAAGCUCCAAUUUUUUUCUAAAAUUCUUAUUAUUUGGAUGGAAUAAUUAUACUGUUUUAAUGUCUUUGGGAUGGAAUGUUUUAUAAACAGCCAUGCUUGACUUGUUGUUGACAAUGUUUGUAUAAAAUAUUUUUUUAUUAAAUAAAACAACUAUUAAUUGUUUAAUGCAAAAUUUUAUUUGUACAAUAAAUACAAAUCAUACUUGCAAAUUAUAUGUUAAAAUAAUAAAUCUCAUCACAUUACUUAAAAAUACAGCAAUGAAACUUUACCGACGUACAGUCAUAUACUGAUAAAAUAUAAUCGACGAGAUACUCAAAUUAUUGCACAGUCUCAUUUGCAUUGUUACGAGAAUGACAUACAAUGAAACAUAACACUCGUUUUGUACUAGUUUUUAUUCAACUUAUAGUAUUUAACGUUGAGCCCGCCAGGGGGCGUCUUGUGAUGAUUGUGAGUU